Colletotrichum godetiae is the source of this 1163-nucleotide messenger RNA. Its product is annotated as Alpha/Beta hydrolase protein. Gene Ontology annotation, cellular component: cytoplasm. Gene Ontology annotation, molecular function: palmitoyl-(protein) hydrolase activity; carboxylic ester hydrolase activity. The record is from RefSeq and is a predicted model, not a curated record. Gene Ontology annotation, biological process: protein depalmitoylation. The transcript has a single exon. Bases 307 to 1056 code for a protein of 249 amino acids. Lineage: Eukaryota; Fungi; Ascomycota; Sordariomycetes; Glomerellales; Glomerellaceae.
CCAAAAUCUAACGGCACAACAGAGGCUUCCGGAGAAAGGGCUAAAAGGGCCAAAAUCUUGCUUUUCAGAGCUCGCAGGACUCUUUCCAUCAUCAUUACAUGCCGCACAGAAACUCCAUCAAACUCAGACAAAACAAUCGCACAAUCCACCACCAAACAAAUAUACUCCUGACUAUUAGGUAAAUAAAUGUGUGCCGCCUUCGGGGCCCCCCAACCGACAUCCCUUCUCACACCUGAUUAAUACCGCCACUUGUUCCUGACUCAUCCCCAAGGCUCCACCACGGAAACCUCACGGGACAUCAUCAAUAUGGAAUUUACCACGCACUGCAUCGAGCCGCGGGCGGCGCACACCCACACAGUCGUUUUCCUCCACGGCAGAGACAGCAUCUGCGACGAAUUCGCCGAUGAGCUUUUCGAGAGCGAAGCAUCAGAGCCAGCAAACCAGCCACGCACUCUUCCAGACCUAUUGCCGUCCAUUCGGUGGGUCUUUCCCGGGGCCGCGCUGCAUCCAUCCAAGAGGUUUGGUACCGAAAUGUCACAGUGGUUCGAUGCCUGGUCGUUGGAGAACCCAGAAGAACAAUUUGGUAUCCAAGAAGCCGGCCUGAGACGAAGUAUCGAAUAUCUCGUUAACCUUGUCGAGAGCGAAUCCGCCUUGGUCCCGAUGGACAGAAUAUUCCUAGGCGGUAUCAGCCAAGGAUUUGCAACCUCAAUCACCGCUUUUCUGACCACGCCAAGAAUAGCCAAAUUGGGUGGGCUGGUCGGUUUAUGCAGCUGGAUGCCACCGGCUGAGGUCAUUAAUGAGUUGGCAGAGGAGAGUUCACCUUAUCGCAGAAUAUGCGGCACAGAACCAAUAGCCAAAACUCCUGUUUUCCUCGCUCACGCCGUGGACGAUGAAGUCAUUAACAUCGAACUUGGUCGGCAGUUGCGGACGACUCUUGAUUCAUUCGCCAGUGCGUGUACAGUGGAAUGGCAUGAGUAUCAGUCAGGAGGUCACUGGGUGAACGAGCCGCAGGGUGUGGAUGACAUGGUUAGCUUUCUGAGAUUCCAUAUGCAUUGAAUCGGGCUUCGCGUCCCGAACCACCAUAGAUCAACAAAGCAGAGGCUUUCACGUACCUGAUUGCAGUUAAAAAUUCGUAGGCGAGCCUAAUAAUCUCUUAACAGCCC